Molecule: messenger RNA, 1074 nt
Organism: Cornus florida
Lineage: Eukaryota; Viridiplantae; Streptophyta; Magnoliopsida; Cornales; Cornaceae
Exons: 8
Coding region: 159-878 (239 amino acids)
Biological process (GO): protein methylation
Cellular component (GO): nucleus
Molecular function (GO): protein methyltransferase activity
Source: RefSeq, a predicted model, not a curated record
UGCACUGGACUGGAUGCUGAUUCGGGGAAACAAACCCUAUUCUAUUUUACACCCUGUUCUAUUUUAGUAUCGUGGGGUCUUACGAUCGGGCCCUUGGCAACACCCAAAAUCAUAGGAAACAACAAACCCUUGUGGGUUUAAACAAGGCAGAAGAACAGAUGGAAAGGAAAGAAAUAGACGAUGAUAUUGUUUGUUUAGACGAAUCAUUCUUCAUAAAUGACAACUACGAGCUUACAACGUUUACAUUUGGGUCUCAAAUUUUUGAGCUCUUCUGUCUCCAAUCAGCUUCAACUGAUUUUGAUUUGACGGGGCAGAUGGUGUGGCCUGGUGCGCUGCUUUUGAAUGAUUACCUCUCAAAGAAUGCUGAGAUCCUCCAAGGAUGUUCUGUUAUAGAAUUAGGAUCUGGUGUUGGCAUUACUGGAAUACUCUGCAGUCGAUUUUGCCGUGAAGUCGUGUUGACUGACCAUAAUGAGGAAGUCCUCAAGAUCCUGAAGAAAAAUAUAGAGCUGCAUUCAUCUUCUGAGAACUCUAAUUGCUGUGCUGGGUUGAUAGCUGAGAAGCUAGAAUGGGGAAAUUCUGAUCAGCUAAACCAAAUUUUACAACGGGAUUUGAAAGGAUUUGAUCUCAUUCUUGGUGCUGACAUUUGCUUUCAACAGAAUAGCGUUCCAUUGCUUUUUGAUACUGUAAAACAGCUUCUCCAUGUUCGGAGGGGAGGGCAGUGCAAAUUUAUACUAGCCUAUGUGUCCAGAGCGAAAACUAUGGAUGCAAUGGUCGUUAGUGAAGCUCUUGGGCAUGGAUUACAGAUAAAGGAAGUUGCUGGGAGUCGAUCCGUUGUUGGCAAUCUUGACGGAGUUAUAUACGAGAUAAUCCUUCAAUAGAAGCAUCAAAUAUUUUUUGAUUUUCCAAUUAAAUUCAGUUUCUUCAAUGGAGGACAACGAAGUUUGCAUCCCAGAAGUUCUUAGAAUGUGACUAUUGCAACCUGGAAGUUGGAAUGUAAUAGCAUCAGCUUAAAGACAUGCUAAGCAUGCACAUGAAACAAUGCUUCACUGAAAUCUGAUUUUAGUUAUAUUCUGA